AUGUAUAAUAAAUCAAAAGAUAAUCACAAUAAUAAUAAGAAUAAAGAAAAGAAAAAUUAUCCAUUUAUAAGAAAAAGAAAAUUCAAAUCAAAAUAUGAUUCAAGAAUACAUUUAUUAAAACAGAAGAUUAUACAGAAACGACGAGCAGAAUUCGUUUCUCGUAAUCAAAAGCAAAAGCCCAAUACAAUCAAUCGAACGGAAAUAAUCCAAUUGAUAUCUGAUAAGCCAAAAGUGAUUCCUAAUGUUUUCACAAUGUCAAGUGAUAAUUCUUGUGAACAACCAUUUUCAAAAUUGGACAAAGAUGUAUCAGUUGAAAAAAUGUCUUCAGUGAAAUCUCAUUCAAUUAGACCAAAUAAAAAAUCUAAAUCGUUCAUUGUCAAUAACAAAUCAGAAAAUGAUCAAUCAAAUCAACAGUAUAAUUUGCAUAACUCAACUUCAAAUUUAUAUUCAACAAAUAACAUGAAAGAAGUAUGGUUUGAUGAUGUACCACAGGCUUUAAUUGCUAAUUCAAUGCAAGAUCAAUCGGCUACAACAAAAUCUUUAGUGAAACUAACAUCAUUUUCAGGUCCGACACGUCGUAUUGCAAUGGAUUGUGAAUUCGUUGGAGUAGGUUUUGAAGGUAAAGAUGAUGCAUUAGCACGUGUUUCAAUUGUAAAUCAAUUUGGUCAUACCCUAUUGGAUGCUUAUGUACGUCCAGAAGAACGUGUUGUUGAUUAUCGAACAAAAUUCUCUGGUAUAAGACCUCGUGAUUUGCGAAAAAAUGGACCAGCUCGAGCUUUCAAUGAUGUGCACAAAGAAGUUGCAGAAUUGAUAAAGAAUAAAAUACUAGUUGGACAUUCUAUCCUGAAGGAUCUUAAAGUUUUAAGAUUGUCGCACCCUCGUCGUUUUAUUCGUGAUACAUCACGUUAUCGUCCAUUUCGGGAUUUAUUCAAUGGUCGUAUACCAUCACUCAAAGCACUGACACAAAAAGUUCUUGGUGUGAAUGUACAAAGUGGUGAACACGAUUCAGUUGAAGAUGCUAGAGCUACUAUGCGUCUAUACACAUCUGUGAAACGUGUCUGGGAAUCAAAGAAAAAGCAUCGGACUUCAAAAACCGAACAAGUCAAGAAGAAUAUAAAUCUAGAAGAACAAGGCGUACUGAAUGUAAAAGAUGAAUAUGAGUCUGGAUUACAUGAAGAAGUGAAAUGUCAUAAGUCUCAACAACACCAACAACAAUCUACAACUUCCACUAAAGAUUCUAUUCAUAAAUUCAAACAAUGGGAUCCAAUACGUAAUCGUAAAUGUUCAAAAAAUCGAAUGAAAUUUCUCAAUCGACAUCGUAAACAUAAAAGAAACACAAGUACACAGAGUAAUAAACCAACUUGA
Schistosoma mattheei is the source of this 1365-nucleotide messenger RNA. The record is from the annotation of a GenBank genome assembly. Lineage: Eukaryota; Metazoa; Platyhelminthes; Trematoda; Strigeidida; Schistosomatidae.